Molecule: messenger RNA, 407 nt
Organism: Aspergillus alliaceus
Lineage: Eukaryota; Fungi; Ascomycota; Eurotiomycetes; Eurotiales; Aspergillaceae
Exons: 1
Coding region: 54-401 (115 amino acids)
Source: RefSeq, a predicted model, not a curated record
CUUCGCCCCAUCCCCACUCAUAGUAAGUAUCCAAUAGGCGUGACGUGAGAGGUAUGGCUAUUUGUCUUCUCUUUCCUUCACCUCUCCUAUAUAUAAUCUGCCUCCUCUUCGAUAUUCUUUUUUUACCUCAUCCGCUUCGGAACACGCAAAGCCCAAUCCAUCCCCACCGCAGCAACAACAUUAAACACACAAAACGCCCACAUAAGCCCGAAAUCACGCCACCGGUUCCCGAAAUGCAUGCUCAUACCUUCCAGGAAUGCAUCGGAGGUAGCCGUCCCGCAGAAACUGCAGCUGCUGCUGUUGUAGGUGACAAGAUACCCGCCCUUCUCGAUGAUGUACGGCGCCAUGUAUUCCGCACAUGUGAUGUUGCUUGGCGCUUCAUUAGGGUUACAUUAGGCUAAUGUAAC